Messenger RNA from Anoplopoma fimbria (sablefish), 1011 nucleotides. RefSeq names its product ribosomal protein S19 binding protein 1 (gene rps19bp1). Bases 141 to 629 code for a protein of 162 amino acids. NCBI's taxonomy places the organism in Eukaryota, Metazoa, Chordata, Actinopteri, Perciformes, Anoplopomatidae. The record is from RefSeq and is a predicted model, not a curated record. Gene Ontology annotation, molecular function: enzyme binding. Gene Ontology annotation, cellular component: nucleolus. The transcript has 4 exons.
UCUCAUCCUCCUCUGGUUUCCGGCCGGUUGCUUUCAGGUGGUGCACAGAGCAGCUCACCGGAUGUUGAUGGAGUCGCGUUGCUGAUCUGAUCGAUGCUUCUAUCAGACACUCUGAACAACACUCCACAUCAUCGAUCAGGAUGUCUGCGUCGCUGCUCAGGAGAGGACUGGAGCUGCUCAGCGGGGAGGUCAAAGAUGUCAGUAAAGUGCAGAAGAAGAAGAAGAAGAAGCAGCAGACGACGCCCAGCUCGGCCACGGUGAUGGAUCUGGUGAGCACGAAGCGGCAGGGAGUCACCCGGCAGGUCAAACGUCUUCAGGGCCGCCUGGGGCCCGGAAAGAGCAAAGCCACGGUCAAAGACAAGAGGAUCAAGUCUGCAGUGGAGGAGUUCAGGAAGAAGCAGAGGACGAGCCAGAUGAGCGCCAACCUCAAGUACUUUAUGGGAGAUGACUACAAAACACCAGAUUCUGACACUCUGAAGAUCCUGAACCACAACUCAGGCCGACAGUCGAGGAAUCGCCCGGAGCGACCGGCCAAGAAGCCAAAGGAGAGCGAGUCUCUGUUCACUGAGAAGCAGUUCCAGCAGUUCCAGCAGGAAUACUUUGGCAGGACUGUCGAGGAGAAGAAAUGAAGCGCACCAAAAAAAACCACAAAGACACUUCAGCCUCGGUGGAAACACGGGAGCUGCUGAUAUUCAGGUUGUUCUUCACAUCGUUCUGUUGGUCUCGACCAGGAUAAUCCAGUUUGAACUUUUUUUUUAUCAAACCGCAAAUUCAAACACACUGUAUUAAGUUUUCAAUAUCAAGAAUCACAGUUUGACUUUGUUAUUUUUGUUCAGGGUGUAACAGCAAUAAAUCCACAUGCACAAAAUAUGAGUUUUUAUGAGUUUCGCCACUAGACUUAACCAUUAAAAUCAACAAGUAUUCACAUUCAGUUCUGAACAUGAAGACCAAACAAAGUUUUUAAAGUUGCACUGUUUGAGAUUUGGCCAGAAUUUUGGUUUAAAAAUAUAU